AUGGAGGGCGGCGCGGGAGGCACCAUCAGCGGCCCCCUCGCGCCUUCGGGUGCGUCGCCCAUCGCCGCCGCUCCUAACACAUUUUUGGGCGUGUGCCCAUUGCACUCCCUUCCCUUGACACUUAACUCUGCCAACGCCACUCCCCCUUCCUCUCGCACCUCCCUUUACGCCUCCCCGCCAGGCGGCAUGGACGGCGGGGCGUACGGGGGGCUGGACGCGGCGGACGUGGAGCUGGCGCCCGCCGUCACCACCGUCGCCUUCUCGCCCGCGCCGCUGCCGCCGCUGCGCGUGCCCGUGCGCGCGGGUCCCGCUGACAGCCCCGAGCGCGGCGCGUGGGUGCUGGCGUUCCAAGACGAGUCCAGCUGGCGCAGCGCGUGGGGGGCUUGCGAGCGCAAGAUAGCGGAACAGUGCGAGGUGGGCGCGCGCAUGGGGUGUGCAGUGCGCGCCAGUGAGCGGUGCCAGGCAGCGCGGCCGUGGGGGCUGAGGGGCGCGGGGGGCGGCUUCCUGGGAGUCAUGGAGCUGCUGGGGGUGGGGGGAGGGGCGGGCAGGGGCAGCGAGGAGGAGGAGAAGGAGCGCGAGGCGUGUGAGGAGCGGGAGAUGAUGGCGUGCCUCGCCACCGCACAGGUCGCUCACCACCCCAUGCCUCGCCUUCCAUCAUCCCUCCGUGCUCUGCUCAAGUGUCCUCUUUGCAUCCAUUUGGCCCCUUUGCUCGCACUGAUGCCCCCUGGCCCCCUUCCAUUACCCCCUCCUCCCCUCGUGGCGGCCUGUGAGGAGCAUGCGCAGCAGCAGUGCAGCGCGGCCUUCUCCCAGGCGCUGCUCGCGCGCUCCCUCUCCGCCAUCCCGCUGCCCCUGCUCGACCGCCGCGCCCAGCGCGCCCUCCUGCGCUCCGCCCUGCACCGCCGCCACGCCGCUGCUGCUGCCGCUGCUGCUGGGGGGCGCAGGGGCAGCGCAGACGCGGGGGUAGUGGGGGCGAGGGCGGGCAUGGGGGGCGUGGAGGUGGAGAGGAGCCCGGGGGCGAAGCUGGCCCAGCAGGCCGUGGCUGCUGCGCUGGCAGGGGCGGGCAGGGGGGCGGGCGAGGGGGGUGACGGGGAGUGGGGGGAGGGCGAGGCGCUGUCGAACGUGGUGAGCGCCACGGGGCUGCCUCGUGAGGGCGGAGGCGCCGCUGUGGCGUGGCGCAGCGGUGUGUCGUACUUGGAGUCGCCCAGGGGUGGUGCUGGGGAGGCGGGGGGGAUGGGGAGCGGUGGAGAGGGGUGGGAGGGCGGACUGGUGAAGCCAAGGGCUGGGAGGAGAAAGGAGGUGGGGAUUGGGGGGGUGAAAGGGGGAGGGGAUGGCAGAGAGGGCGGGGAGAAGAGUGUCGGCACUGCUGGUGGCAGCGGCAGCGGCAGCGGCAGCAGGCAGACAGCAGCAGGUGGGCCAGAGGGUGGCAGCAGCAAUGGGGGUGUGCUGGGUGGUUCAACUGCCAAUGGCAGGGUCACACGUGCAGGAGAGGGGGAGGUGAAUGGUUUACUGGGUGCGUGGGAGCGAGCAGCGAGGGCUGUGAAGAGCAGAGUGGAGAUGGUGACACGCACACGGGGUGCAGGUGCACGUAGCUGA
Molecule: messenger RNA, 1593 nt
Organism: Closterium sp. NIES-65
Lineage: Eukaryota; Viridiplantae; Streptophyta; Zygnematophyceae; Desmidiales; Closteriaceae
Source: the annotation of a GenBank genome assembly